AGAAAGGUAUUGUAGGUGUGUCCUGAAAAUACAAAGAUGGUAGAGAGUUGUUAAAAUUGAAAGUGUCAUCCGAGUUUAGGCAGCGACAAGAUGAAGUUUCCCGAGGUAACAACGCUUCUCUCGGUUCUGGCCGUGGUGUUUUUACGCGGGGCGCACGGUUGGGAUGCGCCGCCGUUUUGUCAUAGCUAUGAUUGUCCUGAGUUCACGGUCGUUAAUAAAUAUGAGGACUUUGAGGAACGUGCGUACCAAGUGAGCCGCUGGAUAACCGUCGACAGUCAGGGUGUCUCUGACCACGACGUGAAGGCUGGAUUCACGAAACUGUGGGACUACACCCAGUGGGACAAUAAAGCAGGUGAACAUGUCAAUACUCAUACCUGGCCUGCACUUAUUUCUACGACUGAGGUAGAGGAUGGUGGAGAGAAGCAUGCAUCUCUCUCUUUCUAUGUGGCUCCAGAAGAUACAGUCCUCCCCACUCCCAAUGAUGCCUCAAUCAGGAACGAGACUAUGCCGGCCUGCACCAUAUAUGUCAGGACUUUCAGUGGUUUUCUGUCAGAGUACAACUUCCAGGAAAAUUUGAAGAAGCUACGUGAUGCCCUGACACAGGCUGGGAAAGCAUUUGACUCCCACCGGUUCAUCGCGGCAGGGUAUGAAGGCCCGUGGACUCUGAUUGGCCGACACAAUGAGGUCUGGAUCCACGCCACCUGAGGAAGGCAGAUUAAACUAAUAAACACAGAGAUUUAAAAUUCCAAACAAAUGUUCAAUGAUGGGUACACUUGCCCAUGCAUAUAGUGUGCGCCAUUUGGAAUGUUCAAUUAGUACGCUAUGAAAGUUGAUAUGUCAACUACAAAAUGUCAUUGGUGUAUUGCCUUAAACUAAAUGAUUUGCUACCUCAGAAUGCUGUAGCUACUUUUAUCUCAUCCAACCAUGGCAAUUUCUAAAUUGGGUUGAGGGACUUCUAGUAUACAUGUGAAGCCAUUACUGUGUCCCAUAGAAAAACAUACUAGAGUUUCUUCACUUUGGGGGAGUGGCUUUCUAUAGUCUUUACUAGCUAAAUAUAUUUUUGGGCACCUGUUCUGUUAAAAUUAUAAUCUUUCAACCAUCUAACUGUCGCAAAUCAAACAGAGCAGGUUUAGUAAAUUAUAGAUUCAGUAUUGUAAUCCACAAACACAAGAUGCAGUUUUUUAAAACAUCAAUCCCUAGCAUUUUAUCAGCAAUCUUUAUUUACACUAUGAAUGAUUUGUUCUAUAAAUGAUUUGGUCUUUCUACUGCCACUUAUAUGCCUAGUCCCUUGUAAAAUAUAUUUUGCAAUCUCAAUGGCCUGCUCCUGGGUAAAUAAAGUUCAGAUAAGAACGAUAACAACAUGCUGUAUAAGAAUGUGAA
Messenger RNA from Oncorhynchus tshawytscha (Chinook salmon), 1380 nucleotides. RefSeq names its product heme-binding protein soul2 (gene soul2). Gene Ontology annotation, cellular component: cytoplasm. Bases 91 to 705 code for a protein of 204 amino acids. The transcript is spliced from 4 exons. The record is from RefSeq and is a predicted model, not a curated record. Lineage: Eukaryota; Metazoa; Chordata; Actinopteri; Salmoniformes; Salmonidae.